Molecule: messenger RNA, 2788 nt
Organism: Photinus pyralis (common eastern firefly)
Lineage: Eukaryota; Metazoa; Arthropoda; Insecta; Coleoptera; Lampyridae
Product: membrane-associated guanylate kinase, WW and PDZ domain-containing protein 1
Exons: 4
Coding region: 235-2613 (792 amino acids)
Biological process (GO): signal transduction
Cellular component (GO): cytoplasm
Molecular function (GO): protein binding
Source: RefSeq, a predicted model, not a curated record
UGACAGUUGUAAUUAAUCCCAUCCCAAUCUGUUUAUUUCUUUUGGGAGAUAACAAGGUCAGUGUUGUUCGUAGUAGCGAGUAUAGGAACUUUAAUAAAAAUUCUAAAUCGCGCAAAAAGUGAUUAAUUAUAAUUACAUUAAAUAUGCAAGUGCACCCAUUCUACAUGACUGCAUCAUCAAGUGUUAGCUACUUGAUGGGAAAGUGAUAGAAAUUAACAUCUCUUAAGCAGAAGAAUGAGUCAUAAAAGCGACAAAAGUAAUUUAUCCCAUCUUCUAAUGGUAGGAACUGAACCGAGCGAACGACCAGGGAGCAGUACAUAUUUUGAAAAUGAAGAAGAAAAUUUUAGUCACAAUAUCAACAACGAGGAUGUCGAUUCUUUGGGACCACUACCCUCGAAAUGGGAGAAGGCCUACACAGACAACGGGGAGGUUUAUUUUAUAGACCAUUCGACGGGUACAUCACAUUGGCUUGACCCCAGGCUCUCAAAAUUUCAAAAAAAAUCUCUAGAAGACUGCAUGGACGACGAAUUGCCGUAUGGUUGGGAAAAAAUCAGUGAUCCACAUUAUGGCACAUACUUUAUAGAUCACGUAAAUCGGAGAACACAAUAUGAAAAUCCUGUCCUACAAGCGAAACGUGCUGCGGCGGAAGCUUCAGGUCGUUCGAACUGUACGUCAUUUACGAAAGAUCCCACCGAACUGUGCGGUCAGCGCUUUUGCACUUCGCUUAUAAAAUCGUCUCGCGGGCUAGGAUUUACCAUCAUUGGUGGCGACGAUGGGGUUGACGAAUUUUUGCAAAUUAAGUCUGUCGUUCCAAAAGGGCCGGCAUGGCUGGAUGGUCAGUUGCAGACUGGUGAUGUAAUUGUCUACGUCAACGAUACUUGCGUUUUGGGUUAUACACAUAAUCAGAUCGUUCGGCUAUUCCAAUCCAUUUCUAUUGGCUCCACAGUUACUUUAGAAGUGUGUCGCGGAUAUCCUCUACCGUUUGAUCCCAACGAUCCGAACACUGAAGUAGUAACCACGAUAGCAGUAGACGAUAAUUUACAAAGUCUAGCUUCGGACAAAAGGAUGGCAAAUUUAGAUACUAACUACAACUUCUUGGAAAGAGAUGACAACGAAGAAAAUGUGCAGGAGACUGAAGAUAAUAUCGAUGAUUUAAUAAAGGGAAUCAACAACUUGCCCGUUAGCAAGUUAGAAGUUAAGGUUCGAAUAGUUAAAGGCAAUCUCGGGUUCGGUUUCACAAUUGCAGAUAGCGCUUGUGGGCAACGGGUAAAAAAAAUUCUCGAUCGUCAACGUUGUAAAAACCUAAUGGAGGGCGAUAUUCUAUUAGAAAUCAACGAUAUUAAUCUGCGCAGCAUGUCUCACGAUGAUGUUGUGCAGGUGUUAAAGAACUGUCCUUAUAAUGCAGAUGCUACUAUAUGUGUUCAACGUGGUUCCUCGACCAAUAAAAUGACAAACACGAAAAACAAACCGAGGAAACUAGACAAUAGAUUUGCUAAUCGAGACAUGAGCAAUGCUUACCGUAGUAAAACACCAACAGCCGAUAUUUACAGUACGCAACAGCGUGAAGUGUUACCUAGCCGGCCGAAAACUCCCCUCGUAGAUACUAGAAGUCCGUCAAAAACACCUGUGAAGGAGUUGGCGAAUAAUAACGAUUUAUUUAAGUGCAAUUAUAGUAACGAUCAUUAUAAUCAAGAUUUACGUACCGGUUUGCAACUUUCCCUCAUUGAUAAUGUCGACGUGGAAGAUGAAUUUGAUCUAACGCAAACACCAAACCAUAACAAUCAACCCGUAGAUUACCUAAUGGGAAAUGAUCCUAAAUACUCUUAUCACGUUCCUGUUUUGCAUAGGUACGAUUGCACAUGCUUUGAGUGCCACGCCUAUCGUGCAAAUGGUCCCGAAAAUGGUAACGUGUACGAUUCCAUUACCAUGCAAAAGGCAAAUCUUCAAGAAUGGUGGCCCGUUAUGCAGCACACGCCCGAGUAUAUAGAAACCGCUAUUACGCUUAAUAGACAGGAUAUCGGUUUCGGAUUUCGAAUAGUUGGCGGCAUAGAAGAUAGAUCACAGGUUGCUGUGGGCCAUAUCGUGGCACGAGGAGCUGCAGAUCUAGAUGGUCGCAUUCGAUCUGGUGACGAAAUUGUCAGCGUAGAUGGAUAUUCGGUUUUAAAGGCCUCCCAUCGACAAGUCGUUCAACUUAUGAAUGCCGCAGGUGCAAGGGGUCAAGUAAAUUUGGUACUACGACGCCGUACUUUCCCCAUCAUUAAUGGAUCUUAUACUCCGGCAGUUAGCAAUUUAAGUGUGAACGAUUAUUCGCCAAACAUUGUGUAUAAUUCGGUGCCUCAUCCUACAGCGACUUACGAUGUUGUCGUAAAUCGGAACGAAAAUGAAGGAUUUGGUUUUGUUAUUAUAUCUUCUGUGAACAAAAUUGGUUCCACGAUUGGCAGACUAAUUGAAGACAGUCCAGCAGAAACUUGCGGCCGUUUACGUGUAGGGGAUUAUAUUGUUGCAGUUAACCAUAUUGACAUAAUGAAUCUCAGUCAUGGAGAUAUUGUGAAUCUGAUAAAGGAAUCUGGUUUGUCUGUAACACUCACAAUUGCGCCAAACCCAGAUCUGUGAUUGAAAUUGAGACUAUAAAUUAACCGUAAGCAUUAUGUUAUGUAUCAUACUUAAAAAUUUAAGUACCACACUCUCAACUAUGUAUUAUAUUAAUUGUUAUAGAGAAUACUAUUUUUUUAAAAUAGUUUACAAUUGUAACCGACUGUAUAAAAUAAUUAUAUGAAUAUGUUUUUUA